GAGCUCCAGAGCAACUGGGGGUUGAUUGCCCGUGACUUCGUGCCACUGUGUCUCUGAAUCAAGGUUGAGGAAGAACAAGCAAUCCUGUUUCACCUCUCUUUGGGGAUGAGCACUGAACCAAGUGUGUAACACAACCUCGGCCCAAAAAUUGUGGUAGAGCUGGCAUGAAAGGGAUGGAGCAGUUGUGCUGACACUGGAGCUACUGCCCUUCAUUCAUCGGAGGAAUGGAAGAAGAACAAAUUGAUUAAGGGAAGGUCCUAAGGCCCCAAGCCAUGAUUCUGGAGCCAGACUCUCUUGAUUUCUCCAUUCAGUAUUCAAGAUGAACCCCUGGAGAACAUCCUUUCUGAGCACUGGGCUGAUAUUCUUGGCAGUGGCAGCCACGGGAUCACUCAUCAAGCCCCAGGAGGGCAGUGUUGCUGGAGGAACCUGGAUUACCAUUCCUUUGGAUGGCUCAGCCUCCCACAAGAUAGAAUCUGUCUCUCCAGCCAGUAUGUCCCAGCUGGAGGUGUCCCUGGUGAAUCCAGACCUGCCCAGGCUGCUCUGUGAUGUCUCUCCUCUGUAUUUUGACUUACCCACUAUAAGAUGCAGAACAAGAUCUUCACCCCAGGAGGGUUUGUACUACGUGGAGGUGAUCUUUAAAGGAUGUGUGAUUAACAACCUGACUGGGCUGGAGAAAGAGAAUUAUUCUUUCAAGUUCUCUGCUGAGCAGACACCUGUGGUUUACCAAAUCAAUCCACCAUCUGGCAUCCCAGGAAAUUUAAUACAGAUUUAUGGGAAGACAAUCGCUGGAAGAUAUGAGACCUUCGACUUCAACAUGGAUUAUAUUGAUGGGCCAGCUACCCUUACAGCAGAAGGAGAUGGAUGGACCAGUCUCUGCUCUUUUGCUGACAGACAAGCUGGAAGCAUUUAUCCCAUUUGGGCAGAGGAUGGACUGGGGACCCUGCAGUGCCGGGUGGAAGGAAACCACAUAGGGUCCCACAACAUCAGCUUCUCAGUGUUUAACAAAGGAAAGUCAGUAGUACACAAAGGUUCCUGGCUCAUCAGUGCCAAACAGGAGCUUUUCCUGUAUCAAACACAUUCAGAGAUAACCUCCGUGUUCCCAGCUGGAGGGAGCCUUGGAGGGGGCACCGAUCUCACUGUCACGGGGGAUUUCUUUGAGGAACCGGUGCAGGUCACUGCUGCAGGUGUCCCCUGUAAAGUCAAGCAUGUCUCUCCCCAGCAAAUCAGAUGCACCACUGAGGCUGUAGGCAAGAACAGGAGAAUUAGUACCCCCCAGCCAGGAAACAGAGGGCUUCUCUUUGAAGUCUGGGAUGAUGCCUCUGAUCUGACAGAAGCAGGUCCUGGAUACAGAUGGCAGUUUGUACCUAAUGCCAGCUCCCCAGUAAGGUUCCUGUCUGGGGCAAAGAAGUCCUUCAGUUCCAGGCUUCGUGGAUUUUUUGUGGCUCCUCAGACCAAUAAUUACACCUUCUGGAUUCAGGCAGACAGUCAAGCAUCUCUCUACUUGAGUUUGUCCCAAGAUCCAGAACAUAAGGUGAGAAUUGCUUUUCUCCCUGCUGGCAAUUCAGAGUGGUCUGAGAACUGGGUGAAGAAUUGGAGUGAACUUUGGCAGCCAAAAUCCCAGAAAUUUGAGCUGACUGCUGGUUCGAGGUACUACCUGGAAGCACUACAUCAUGGCAAGACACCCAGCAACGGGAUGAGAGUUGGAGUCCAGAUACAUAAUACGUGGCUGAACCCCCACGUGGUGGACAGCUACUACAUUGAGAGACAUGAAAUCCGGGCUCAUGCUUUGCAUCUUCCAGAAGUGCAGAUGUUGACGGUGUCUGGUACAGGGUGUUUCAGUAUCUCCUGGAACAACACACUGCACAAAAUGAUCCCCACAAAUGCUACAGCUCACCAGGUGCAAAGAGCAAUAGAGGAACUCCUUUCAGUAGGAUGUGAGACUGAGCCAGCUUCUGCUAAAAUCCUUUUCCACGAUGGUUUUGAGAAAGGAGAUAUGAAGAACAUCAUCACCACAGGACACAUUGUCAGUGGAAUGGAGCCUUUCUGUGGGAGGUUCAGUGUUCACAGACCAAGCCAGCUGGUGAAAACCUCCCCAUCCACACUACCAAGAUACGACCUUACUGAAUAUACACAUGUGUGUUUUGCUCACAAAGGCCAUAUGAGUAACAUCCUUCUUAUCUCUGUGUCCUACACUAAUGUCUCAUCAUGUUCAGUGAAGAACUUCACCUGCCUAUGGGAUUUCAAUCACACUGACUCUAAAAGAUGGACAUUUACCUGCACUGACCUCUGGAAGAGGUGUGUGAAUCGCUCCACGCUUGUCCAGGACCUCCCUUCCAAUUCCCCUGUGUUUGUGCAUCAGAUAGACUUGCAAAAGGAAACAUCUGGGUCAUUUUACCUUGAUGAAGUCAUCAUUGCUGACAGAACUGUGACUGUUUCUCAGAGAGAUCCGAAACCCCCUCAGCCAGGUGGGAGGAUAAUUGAAUCAGUAUCUGUGGUGGGGUCUCCUCCAACUUACAAUGUGUCCUGGGUGGUGUCUGGCUGUGGUCCAAGUCUGCCCCUUCUCUCUCCAAGAGGUGCAAUGCUUGGAGAGGGCUCUAAGGAGUAUGGAUACCUCUAUGUCUCCACGGAGGAUGUGAGAGUCAGCCUCACCAUCCAGAGACUGCAGGAGUCAUCCCCACCUCUUGGAGGGACCUUCCACAUCUACUUGGCCAACACAAUGAUACCAGAUGUUUCAGUGCAAAUCUCCUCCCACCACCUUCGCAAGCUUUUGCAGGACAAUGUAGACAACUCCACAGCUCCCUACUUCAACACCAGUGACUUCAUCGUGACCAAGGACUUGAACUCGUGCUAUGAAAAAGUCUGGACUCUGACUUGGAAAAAAACAACUGGGGACUUGCCCAAUGUUCUCCGCGUCUCUGCCAAAACCCUCACUGGUCUGAAGGCAGCUGUUUCUACUCGUGUGGUUUAUGAUGGGGGUGUGUUUAUUGGACCCAUAUUUGGGGACAUACUUGCUACCCCCAAUAACAAAACACAGGUGGUGGUGGUAGUGAAUGAUGUCCUUUCAAACUGUUCUGACUCAUGCUCUUUCCAGUUCAGUCAGGAAUUGACACCCACAGUCAGUGAUGUGGAGUAUUUGUCAGAUGAUGGACCCCUGGCCACAGUGGUUAUCAGGGGAGAUGGCUUCACUGGGGAGAAACCAGCACUGCAGGUGGAGGUGAACAGCACGACCUGCCACAUCACGAUGUUGAAUGAAACCCAAGUGGUUUGCCAGGUGGAGAGGCUGCCAGUGGGAAUCUACCAGCUGGCACUACUGGUGAGGCCUUACGGAUUUGCACUCAAUGGCAGCACAGGAGAAGGGAUCCUCCUGAGAGUGGAGCCAAAGCUGGUCGCCAUCGAACCUCCUACGACUUCAGAGAUCGGAGGACUGAGAGUGGCUCUCAGGGGGACCAAUCUGGAAGGGGUAAAUGUGGUGUUGUUUGGCUCUCAGCCUUGCCCAGUUUUGGAGGAUGGCAGAAAUUCAACCAGAAUUGAAUGUAAAGUUCCUUCUCGGGGCACAGAAGAUACUGCUGCCCACGUGACAUUAAUUUCUGGGUACCAGUCAACAACAGUAACCAACUUGUUUCGAUAUGAUCCUUCCUUAAACCCUGCUGUUGUGUCCCUGAGCAGGAACAGAAGUGGCAUAGCAGGAGGGGAGGAGCUUCAGAUUGGGAUAUCCCAGUUUGCCGCCUACCGAGGUUUGGAUGUCAAGGUCCAAAUUGGAGACUCGUGGCCACAGAUCCAGGAGCAGACAGACCAUGGUGUUAAUGUGACACUUCCAGCCCUGGCUGCAGGGUGGCACAAUAUUUCUGUCACCAUCAAUGGUAUCAUUAUUGCUUCAAACAGGACUGAGCUGUUAAUCCAGUACCUCUCUGAGAUCUUCAGUGUGGAGCCGUGUUGCGGCUCCUUUCUGGGUGGAACACUGCUCACAAUCUCUGGGGUGGGCUUUAGCCAAAAUCCUACCCUGGUUUCUGUUUCAAUGAGCAAUCAAACCUGUGCAGUUACUCACUUGGAAGAAGAGAUAAUUUGGUGCCUGACCCCACCAGCUGCUAAUUUGUCUGAUGAAGAUUCACAAGACAUCUCUGUCAGAGUAAACGUUGUCAUCAGCAGCAGAUCACUUCAGUACGCUCUCUUGGCCAAAAGGACCACCACCUUUAACUACCAAAGAGCUUUGACUCCCCUUGUUACUGUUGUUGAAACAGAAACCACAGACAGCAGCCUACUCUUGAACAUCCAGGGGAUAAACAUCACUGGAUCUGUGGCUAAGCUUGGACACAGUGAAUGUCAACUUGAGUUUCAACGUGGCAACAAGUCUGCAAUGUUUUAUCAGUGCUCUUUGCCACUGAACAGCCUGGAACCUGGGACUUUCCCCAUCCAGGUUGUCCACAGGCAGCUGGGAUACGCUCACGUGACAGCAAGGCAGCAGGUCCUUACCAUAACUCCAAAGAUAACCUCCAUAUUCCCAGCAAAAGGAUCAGCCUGCGGUGGGAUGUUGCUCACUAUAUCUGGCAUUGCUUUAAAAUCCAGGAGGAAUUUGGUACAGGUCAGCCUGGAGAGUAAUUAUUCCUGUGAGAUCCACAAGUCUGAUUACAAUACCAUUAGUUGUGUUGUCCCUCCAGUGUCACAUCCUUUGCAUUCUCAGGGGCUGACUGAGGCAUCCCGAGCUCUCAGUGUCACAGUGACUGUCAACGGGGUCAGCAGUGUGUGCCUUGGGGACUGUACACUCCACCUCCAUGAGCAGUGGACCCCUCUGGUACAUUUGGUGACCUGGAAGACUAAUGGGACACUCACCUAUGUGACAAUCAAAGGACAGAGGCUGGCCUGGCCAAGCGACAGCCCCCUGGUACAUGUGAACAGCCACAAUGUCUGCAAGGUGACUUUCUGGAACGAGACCAUCAUCGAGUGCCAGACAGCCUGCCUUGCCCCAGGGGAGCACAGCAUUUCCCUAUCCAACAGGAAAAGUGGGAAUGCUUGCUUUAGGGAGGCAUCGAGGGUCCUCUCCAUCCUGCCCCGCGUGGAUCGGUUCUACCCACAAAACUUCAGCACCAACGGGGGAGGUCUGCUCACCUUGGUGGGCUCAGCACUGAAAGGGCAGAGAACAACUUCUGUUCUCAUAGAUCACCACCCCUGCCACGUCCUCAGUGUCACCUGUGCCACUCUCCAGUGCACGGUGCCUCCGGGUAACGGCACCAGAGCUCUGAGUCUGAAAGUGGAUGAACAUUUCUAUUACCUUGGAACAAUAAGUUACAGUGAGGAGUUUACCCCAGCUUUCCUUUCACUUGUUGCAACUGGUCUCCUUCUAACCAUGACAGUGUCAUGGGUCACAGAGAGGGACACCCUGCAUGUGUUUAUUGGAGACUUUGUUUGUAGUGGUGUCACCAUCACUGGCUCUAUGUUGCAGUGCUCAGCUCCUCCGCUCCCUGUGGGUGAAUAUCCUGUGCUGGGCCUGGAUAUCCCCAGGGGCUGGGCUUCCUCCAACCUGACGUUCACCUCUCAGCUGACAGUGACAGCUGUGAGUCACAACUGGGGUGGCUUGAGCGGAGGAGCAGUUUACCUGCAUGGAAGUGGGUUUUCCCCCGGGAAGACUUUGGUCACAGUCUGUGGCACCAACUGUGAACCUUUGGCCGAGAUGACCGUGACUGAGCUGAGCUGCCUUGCCCCACGCUUACAUGCUUCUUUGGCCACUCUCUGUGGCCUGACACCUUCUUCUGCUGACUGCAGAGAAGACAGAGCCACCUUCAUUGAAUGUGAUGUCCAAGUCACAGUGGGUCCCCACCAGCAGAGAGGAUCUGUGUCCUACCUCUAUGUCUGUGAGGACAGCCCCCCUCGGUGGCACCACAGGGACACCACCCCACCCCAGAGGUGUUUUGUUGGACUCUUUGCCAGCCCUAAAGUGGAAAGAGAUGAAGUUCUCAUCUAUAAUAGCUCCUGUAACAUUACCAUGGAAACUGAGGCAGAGAUGGAGUGUGAGGGAGCUAAUCAGCCAAUUACUGCCAAGAUUACUGAGAUAUGGAAAAACUGGGGCCAGAACACUCAGCUUGCCCUCCAGUUUUGCGGCCAGUGGGACGAGGACUCCAGCUGGCCUGCUGGCCACCAGCCGCGAGAUGGCGAUAACGUCACGAUAGAAGGAGGCCGGACGCUGCUGCUGGGGACGAGCACCAGCGUCCUCAACCUGCUGCAUCUCAAAGGUGGCAAACUCCUAUUUACUGGACCAGGACCUGUAGAACUACAUGCUCAUUACAUCCUGGUAUCUGAUGGAGGAGAGCUGCAGGUGGGAUCCCCUGAGACCCCUUUCCCUCACAGAGCACACGUCUAUCUCUAUGGAAGCAUCCAUUCUCCACCAUUAUUUCCAUAUGGAGUCAAGUUCCUGGCAGUGAGGAAUGGGACACUUUCCAUUCAUGGCUGGAUGCCCAAAGUAGUUUUCACACACUUGAAAUCAUCAGCUCAUGCUAAUGACACACAGUUAGUACUCCAGGAACCUGUUGACUGGGAAUCUGGUGAUGAAAUCGUGGUGGGAAGGACAGGCCUUGGAGAUGCCCAGCAGCAGGAAGAAGUGGCUGUUAUUGAGUCUGUGAACAACACAGAGCUGCACCUUAGAUCACCACUCAGGUACUCCCACAGUGUUGGAGAGGGAUGGGGCAAUGGCCAAGGUCAGCCUUUAAGUGCUGUGGUGGCACUGAUCAGCAGAAGGGUUGUUGUUCAGGGAAAUGUCACCCUGGAGAGGAUGUCCCACCUCAGAGAGUGUGCAAAAGCAGGUGUUACAAAAGGCAGCAACAAGUGCCUGUACAAGCGAAGUGAGAGGCAGCUGGGGGCUCGGGACCUGGGAGCCAUCGUGGUUGUGGAGGCUUUCCAGGGAGAGGCGAGUCGACUCCAGUUGGAGGGUGUCCAAUUCCACCAUGUUGGCCAAAUAUUUCGUCACCACUGCAGUGCCCUGACUGUUACUGGCAACACGUGGAUGGCAGACUCUUACAUUCAUGGCUGUUGUGUUUUGAACUCCUUUGGCCAAGGACUCCGCCUGACUGGGAUCUCAAACCUCAGUGUGGACAGCAAUGUUUUCUAUAACAUUUCAGGCCAUGGGCUUGUACUGGGUGAGGGACUGGAAGAGGGGAACAGAGUCAGUAACAACAUAGUGAUUGGCCUUUCUGGAACUGAUGGUUUAUCCAACAUUGAGACACUGUCACCAGCAGGGAUUUACAUCAGGGCACCUGCCAACUUCGUCAAGGGUAACACUGUGUGGGGUGCUGGGUAUGGUUAUUUCUUUCAUCUGAAUCCUGAGGGACCAUCCAAAGUGCCUCUCCUGUCCUUCAGUGAGAACACAGCUCACUCCUGCACGAGGUAUGGAUUGCUGGUGUACCCGGAAUAUCUGCCAGACAGCUUAAACAGACCUGUUCAGUUCAACAACUUCACAGCUUGGAGCUGCCAAGGGGGAGCACAGAUUUUCAGUAGCAGGAAUCUUGAACUCCAACAUUUCUGGGUUUCUUCUUGCAAAGACUUUGGCAUUGACAUCGUGGAGAGCCUGGGAAACACCUCUGUGUCUGACAGUGUUUUAAUUGGACACACUGGGCAAAAGGAGAGAACCUGUAUGUCAACAGGACUAAAAACUCCCAAAAGACACCAACUCCUCAUCUCUAACACAACUUUCAAGAACUUUGAUGUGGACACCUGCACAGCAAUCAGGACUUGCUCUGGCUGCUACCAAGGGCAGGGUGGGUUUACAGUGAGAGCUGAACAUCUGACCUUUAUCAACUCACCUUUCCAAGUGUCCUUCCCCUUCCCUCACUCUGCCAUCCUUGAGGAUCUCGACGGCUCCAUCACAGGACAGGAAGGAAGUCACCUCCUGCCUUCCACAGAUAUCCUUGGGGCAUCUUGCACAGCCAGUGCCAACUUCAGUCAAGCUUCUGGUGGCAGUGUUUGUGGCAGUGACAUUGUUUUCCACCGUAUGGCCCUUCAUUUAAAAGAGGCUCCAGACAUUCCCUAUAAUUUAACUGUGACUGACAGUAGGAAGAAGACAACCACAGUCAAUUAUGUCCCUGAUACUUUAUCAAACCUGUAUGGCUGGGUGGUUCUCCUUUUGGAUAAAGAGACCUACACAUUGACAUUCGACAACCCUUUGGUCAGCAAACAGCUCCAGUAUUCAGUGACAUUUAGCAGCUUCAAGACUGGGAAUUACUUGCUGGUGGAGCACCAGGAUCUUCCUACCCAUCUUGAGGUCGUGGUAUCCUGUGGGACAAGGACUGGAGAGCCACUCCAAUCCCUGCCUUCAUAUGGACAACACAGGAGCUGUGAUUGGUACCUUGACAGCAGACUGGGGAAGUUGACCUAUUUGGUCACAGGAGCUGACUUAAUUCGGGUCACACUGAAAGAGAAGGAAAGAGUGGCUUUACCUACCCCAGAUCCUUCUGGUGCUGUCUUGAAGUGGUCACACCCAGAGACAUGGCAUGAUGUGGGAAAAGGCUGGGGUGGAUCCAACUGCAGCAUCCCAGGCCCAGGGGAAGAUGUCAUCAUCCUGCCUAACCGGACCAUCCUGGUGGAUACAGUUCUUCCCCCUCUGAGAGGACUCUACAUCCUGGGGACCCUCGAGUUCCCCAGCAACUCCAGCAAUGUCCUGAGUGUUGCCUGUGUCGUCGUACUCGGGGGUGCUCUGAGAGUGGGUUCUUUUCAACAUCCCCUAGAAAGGGAUUUAAAGCUGCUGGUCCUUCUUCGGGCAUCUGAAGGGAUUUACUGUGAUCGUCUGGAGGGUAUAAAUGUCCACCCGGGGAAUAUUGGGGUUUAUGGACAGGUGCAAAUUUAUAGUGCUUAUCCUAAGAUACCUUGGACAUAUCUGGGAACUAACAUUGCCCCUGGAAAUGAAAGGAUUUUUGUGGAGGAUGAAGUAGAUUGGGAUCAUGGUGGAGAUAUUGUGAUCACCUCCUCCUCCUAUGAAGCCCACCAAGCUGAAUUAGUUACACUUAAAGAAGUCCAUGGUCAUAGUAUAAGAAUUCAUGAACACCUUCUGCACAGGCACAUUGGGCGUUCCCAUGACACGGAAGACGGGAGGCGCAUCCCUUUGGCUGCGGAGGUUGGACUCCUAACACGGAAUAUACAGAUCAAGUCAGAUGUGCCUUGUGCUGGGAGGAUGAUGGUGGGACAUUUCACAGGCUCCAGUGGGACAGAGUUUGAAGGUGUCCUUCAACUUUUAAAUAUUGAAUUUUUGAACUUUGGGCCUCCUCAGCUUUCUGCCAUUGAAUUCAGGAAUACAUCCCAAGAGUCGUCGGUGGUGUCAUCCAGCAUUAAUGGCAGCUGUGGAAUUGGCAUUAAAGCAAUCAUGAGCAGUGGGAUCUUGUUGCAGGAUAACAUGGUGUUCAAUACAGUCGGACCUGGCAUUGAUUUGGAAGGAAAAAAACACUCUCUCAUCAGGAACCUUGUUAUUCUGAGCAGGCAGCCAGCGGGUUUAUUGCACUGGGUUGCUGGAAUCAAGGUGAACCUUGCCAUUGGUACCUCCCUCUGUGGCAAUGCUGUGGCAGGUUCUGAAAGAAUUGGCUUCCAUAUCAGGGGCCAAGAGUGUUCACUAGAUGGAGAAUAUUGUAGUGAAAAUGUGGCACAUUCAAAUCUCCAUGGUGUUCAUCUGUACCAGGAAGAUGGAUUUCAGACCUGCACUAGAAUCACAGGUUUUCUAUCCUAUAAGAAUUAUGACUAUGGUGUCAUGUUUCACCUUGGAAGCAGUGUCAUCAUGGAAAACAUGGUGCUGGUGGACAACACCGUGGGUCUCAUGCCAGUGGUGCACUGUCUCUCUGCCAGGCAAUGCCACACGGGGAGAAGAUUCAUAGAACUUAGAAAGUUGGUGUUUGUUGCCACAAGCUCAACUUUUGACUGCCUCAGAGACAGGAUCCAGCCUCGCUCAGCUGAUCCAACAGCCAAGGAUCGACCCCCAUGCUCCCCGCUGAGAGGCCGUGUUGGGAUUUUAUGGCCUACGUUUACCACUGUUCCCAGCCGAAGGCCAGAGAACCCUUGGCACAAAACUGGGCAUUGUCCAAAAGUUCUGGGACUCAUGAAGCUGAAAGAAGUCACCUUUACUGGUUUUACAAAGAGCUGCUACAGUGAAGACAGGGAUGUUUGCAUCAUGUCCAAUGCUGAUCAUUUAGGCAUCAUGCCUCUCAUCACGGCUCAGACAUCAAGGAUGUUACAUGUCAAUGAGAAGGACAAGUUCUACUUUCAUCCAACAAGUGUACAAACCUCUGAAGACACCGUGUUCCCUGAAAAGAAAUGCAAAGGCUCAAGGAAGGCCCUUUUCAAGGAUUUGGAUGGAAGCAUCCUGGACCUAGAACCGCCUGUUUCCGUGUUCCCAAAGUCAGAAUUUGAAUGGACACAGUUCUACUCACAAGCUGGAAUUUACAGAGAUGACAGUAAGUGCAUCUUCAAGCCCUCAGUACAAGGCUACUUCUGCAAACAGACAGAUUAUGCACUUGUCAUCCUAGAAAAUCUGGACUCCAGUGUGGACAGCCAGAGACUGUUCCCAGUGGUAACAGUGACUGGCAGCUUUAUGGACACCUUCAGUGACAUGGCUUCACACACUUGGUGUUACCCCUCAGAGCAUCGUUCUACUCUAUUUUCUGUGCUGCCAUCCCCCGAACUCACCACGGUUUGCUUCCCAGACCUCCCACCUCUGGCUUUCAGACUCGUCCUCCUCAGUGGCCAAAACACAACCAGGCUGCCCAUGGCCAUAUUCUACAGUGAACCGCUCAGCCUUCGUGUUUUCAUUCAAGGCAAAUAUAUCUCUCCAAACCCAUCUUCUUUUUCACUGAAUGAAGGGGCAGGAGCCAAUUACUUCAGCUUUGAGGACAAUCUUCUCUAUGUUCUCCUCCAUGAGACUGAACCAGUAGAAAUAGUUGCUGGCCUUUCCCUUUUUGUGGCUUUCACUGUAACUGAGGCUGUUGGAGAAGAAGAUGAGGCAACUCUAAUACGUCGAUUGGCUGAUUUCUUGAAGGUUGACCAUGACCAAGUCAGAGUAGUCCAUCAUGUGCCGGGAGGUGAAAGCAUGUUGAAGGUAAUCUCAGCCAAUGCCAGCAAAAAGAAGUACCACUGCCCCAACAUGGCCUUUUGCACAGCCUUGCAUAGCAGAUACAGCUCACAGGAAGUGGGGAGGCAACCAGUGAGCACCCGAGCUCUGCAGCCACCUGAUACAGCUGGUCCAUCAAGGGUGCUAAUCAUUGAACUUGGUGAUCCACCGGGUCAUCCAAGAAGUGAGUUGACAAGUGACAGAUUAAAGAGUUUGGCAGGAACAAUUAUCAACACUCAUCAAACUGGAGACCUUCAGAGAAGCCUUGGCUUACCAGUUGAGACCUUAAUGGUGACUCAGGCUGGCUUGCUGUCCCCAGCAGAAGGUAACAGGAGAAACACGAGCAGACAACACUCAGAAACAUGUCUGUAUGUGAGACCCUACAAGAUCUCUGUUCAGGUGCAACCCUCAGAUGGAGAAAUUGAGAAGCAACUUCCUGUACAGCCAAAAAUCAUUUUCCUGGACAGAAAGGGUCAAAGAGUUGACAAAUUGGGGCCUCCUUCGGAACCCUGGGUUGUAUCAGCUCACCUCAAGGGCUCCUCUGAGGCUGUGCUGAAAGGGCUCACCCAAGUGCAGGUCAUAGAUGGAUGCGCAAGGUUUUCCAGUCUGGCUGUCUCCAGCACAGGUACAAACUGGAGACUUGUGUUCACUGUCACAUCACCUCCAGGGGCAAAGUUCACUGUGCUCUCUCAGCCAUUUUCCAUCUUCCCUGUCCCCGUGGCAGUGAAGGCCAGCAUGAUCCUUGUUGUCCUACUGGGCUCAGCAGCAUCUGCAUUCACCAGUGUUCUUGCAUUCUGCUGGUUCAAGAAGAGCAAAAGCAACAAAACAAGGACUGAACAGGUUGAUGUACCAGGGACCAAUACUAAGAGACCCAAAAAACAAACACAGCCUCCUGCAUCUCCCAUCAAGCCUUGCUACAGUCAAGGAGAAAAUGAAAAAGGAGUGCCUGUAGGAGGAGGUAUGGCAGGAACUGGAGCCAUGGGACGUGCCACAGGACAACUGGAGGAGCUGAACCUGCCACCCUGUGAAGCCAAGUCAGUGAGAAAGUUGAACAAUGUCCAGCGUAAGACAGGGGACAGACACCCCUUUUCUUCAACAAGGAAAAGGGACAGUCACCAACAGCCACGUGGAGGAAGAAUUCCUGGUGACCCUGUGGAACAUCAGCAGCCAAUUGCCCCGGGAUGCUCCAGCCAGAAGGAAGUCCCCAAACCUUCAGCUGGUUACAACCAGGAAAGAGAGGAGUCCGAAAGGAUGCCCAGACAUCAGAAUGAUGUGGGAGAGCAUGUUGCCAUGGUGGCAGCAGAGGGGUAAAGAAGUGAUGUGAGGGGGUGGACCACUAGCAAAGCAAGAUUUUCCUGGCCUGAAGUCAAUGGGGAGCUGAGUCUUUUGUCUCUGUGUUCAGAGAAAACCAUACACUUUAGGAUAGAGAACUAGAUGGUCACACGUACAAAUGAACCUGUUACCUGGGUCUGCAGCCAGCUGGGAGACUCUGGUCAUGUCUUUGAUGUUGACCUUCCUUAGCUCCCAAAACAGGGUGGGUGCAUCCAAACUACCUGUUCAGAACAGCCCUCUGACACCUCUAAAACUCUCUUCAAGUGUUGUUUGGGGGAGUGCUAGAUCAGCUUUGAGAUCCCAUUCAGGAGCAGUCAGGGAUUAGCCCAACAACUCAACAGUGUCUAGAGCAAUGCUGGUUGGUAUUUAUGCAUAUAUACAAAUAUAUGGAAAUUUUCCCCAUUCCUCCAACCAUACUUUUAGUUUCAUUCAAAGAACCUCAGUAUGUGCAUAAAUAUUUUCUUUUUUCUGAAGGGAAAAACCACAUUUAGUCAACUUUCACUGUGGCUACAGUAAGUGCUUCCAUACCUCCAUACUUACACCUGUGUGUUUCUUUCUUUUUUUUUUUUUUUUUUUAAUUAAAGUAUUUUACUGAGUAAAUCUCCACCAUGGCAUUGUCUUCUGACACCUUUAAAUCACUGGCUUGUUAUGAACACAACUCUUUAUGGAUAAUAAUAAUAAGGCUGACAUUCUUCAGUUGCUCAGAGAAUUCCUCUGUGCUUUGCUUUACUGAGCUGGAAGAUGAGGAAUGUUAUUAUGUACCAUAUUUAUGUACCAUAAAAUUCUUGGUUGCAAGGUGUCCUGGUGGCACCAGAUAAAAUUUAUAUUCCUCUGCAGAAAAAAUUACUUAAGCAGGAAGAUGAGGUUUCUGGACAGAUCAGCUGUGGAAGAAAAGCUGAGAAACCUUCAUUUGAAAAAAAAACAACCAAACAAAAUAAACCACAAAGCAGUUCAUUUCAAGUUGCAGGAGUUAAGGUGUAGAUUCUGGUCAGCAAACUGCAGUUUUCUAGGAAAGGAAAUAGAUUCUCUAGCAUUGGCUCCUGCACUAUGUUGUGUUUGUAAUCAUAAUUUUGGGGUGAAAUCAGACUGAUUCCAUACUGAGCUAGGCUUGUGGUUGACUGCACAGGAGAUUUUCUGGCUUAAAACAGUUGAGGAUGAGGGUCUUAUAUCAUUAGGUGCAGUGGAUUAGCCUUCCUGACCUCUUACAUGAUAUAGAAAAGCAAUUUAUUACAUUAUUUUUUUUGAGAGGUCAGAAUAUUAAUUUAUGUGAAUCAAGAAGGUAGAUCCCUAAGGAUCGUGAUUCAGGGUCCACAUAAAAAGAUAUAAAGCUUGUGAGACAUGGUCUGGAGACCAUUGUUUCCUCCACAGGUGAUACCUAGUUUUAGAUGCUUUCACGGGGCAAAAGAUCCUUUUCUCUCUCAGAAAUACAAUUCCUCCAUUCCCUGAACUUCCCACCCCUUCAGUGUUUCUACUCCCAGUAAGUGACUCCAUCACAUUCAAGUAGUAUGAAAGCAAAUAACAUAUAAUUACAUAUGUCAGCAUGUAUGCAAAUAAUAUUGAAUGCAAAUUAUAUGCAAAUAUCAUACAACCCUCUUUGGAGGGGAAAAAAUCAGAUAUAUUGGAAACAGUUAAGGGCUUUAAUUAAUCCUUUAGUUCAUAAUCCUUGCAUUUAUCGAUACUUUGUUUACAGAAUAAGUAAUGUCUUACUUAUUCUAAAUCUUUAACUGCAGCAAUAUUGAUCUUGAUUUCCCAAAGUGCUGUGUGUUAACUGAGUGAUGGAAAGAAGUGAGGAGAAAGUAGAACAAAACAUGGACACAAAUGGGUGCAAACAUGAAGUGAUUCCUGAAUACGUAAGAAUUGUAGGGAAUGUUGUGCAUCAGAAAAAAAACCCCACUGUAGUGAUCAGAGAGAAAGAAGAUGUGGUUGAGGAACGUGAUUAAACAUGA
Chiroxiphia lanceolata (lance-tailed manakin) is the source of this 14349-nucleotide messenger RNA. It is a transcript of the gene PKHD1, whose product is annotated as PKHD1 ciliary IPT domain containing fibrocystin/polyductin. The record is from RefSeq and is a predicted model, not a curated record. Lineage: Eukaryota; Metazoa; Chordata; Aves; Passeriformes; Pipridae. The coding region runs from base 320 to 12382 and encodes 4020 amino acids. The transcript is spliced from 67 exons.